Messenger RNA from Sphenostylis stenocarpa, 1272 nucleotides. NCBI's taxonomy places the organism in Eukaryota, Viridiplantae, Streptophyta, Magnoliopsida, Fabales, Fabaceae. The record is from the annotation of a GenBank genome assembly.
AUGGAGACAGCCUCAGAUGACUACGGAGCAUUCAUGGAGAAAUUCACUUUACCACCAAAUUCUGCACCCGAUCUUCCUCUCAAUUCACUCACCUUUGCUAUCAAAGAGAUAUUUGAUGUGGAAGGAUAUGUGACUGGCUUCGGGAACCCUGGCUGGGCAAGGACUCAUCCGGUGGCCACUUCUACUGCUCCAACAGUUUUGGCUCUCCUCGGAGCAGGUGCCACUUGUGUUGGUAAAACUGUCAUGGAUGAAAUGGCUUAUAGUAUAAACGGGGAGAAUAUACAUUAUGGCACACCUAGAAAUCCUUGUGCAGCAGACCGGGUUCCUGGAGGAUCUUCUAGUGGCUCUGCUGUUGCAGUUGGUGCAAAACUUGUUGAUUUCUCAAUAGGAACUGAUACCGGAGGGAGUGUAAGAGUGCCUGCAUCAUACUGUGGGAUUUUUGGUUUUCGUCCUUCUCAUGGUGCUAUCUCAGUCUCAGGAGUCAUCCCUAUGGCACAAACUUUUGACACUGUAGGAUGGUUUGCCAGGGAUCCAGUAACUUUGAGCAAAGUAGGAGGUGUACUUCUACAAUUGCAAGAUCUAGCACCAGUUAGACCUUCUGGCUUCAUCAUUGCAGAGGACUGUUUCCAGCUUUCAACCAUUCCAUAUGAUAUAGUUACACAAACUGUCGUGAAAGCAGUAGAGAAGUUAUAUGGAGGGGAUGUAUUAAAGCUGGAGAUCCUUGGAGACUAUGUGAAGACCAAUGUUCCAAGUUUGAAACAUUUCAUGAGUAAAGAUAAUAAAGAUCAAAUACAGAACAUUCCAUCACUGUCUGCACUUUCAAGUGCCAUGCGCUUGCUUCAAAGGUAUGAAUUCAAGAAUAACCAUGGUGAAUGGAUUACUGCAGUCAAACCAGAUUUAGGUCCUGGAAUCUCAGAACGAGUAUCAGAUGCCUUAAAGACAACAGGGGAGAACAUUGAUAUCUGUUAUUCUGUAAAAAGGGAACUGCACGAUGCUUUUGCUGCUCUUCUUGGGGAUUUUGGUGUUCUCAUGAUCCCCACAGUUCCAGGGCCUCCCCCAAAACUACAAACAAAUACAUCUGAAUUAGAAAUAUUUCGUGCAUGGGCUUUUAGCCUGCUGUCCAUUGCUGGAGUAUCUGGGUUUUGUCAGGUAAGCAUACCACUAGGGAUGUAUAAUAAUCUUCCCCUAUCAAUAUCUCUGGUGGCCAGACAUGGUGCAGAUAGAUUUUUACUUCACCUUGUUGAGAGUCUUUAUGACAGCAUUAAAGAAUAG